AUAAAUUAUUCAAAUAGUUGCACAAAGCUCAAUAGUUUAGAAGUAUCUUCAGUGCUGGUCACUAAUACAAAAUGGAUCCGGCUAUGGCUUCUCCAGGCUAUCGGUCUGUGCAGUCCGAUCGGAGUAAUCACCUAACAGAGCUGGAAACGAGAAUUCAAAAUCUUGCCGAUAAUUCACAAAGAGAUGAUGUCAAAUUGAAAAUGUUACAAGAGAUUUGGAGCACAAUCGAAAAUCAUUUCACACUAAGUUCGCACGAGAAAGUCGUGGAGAGGCUCAUUCUCUCGUUCCUACAAGUUUUCUGCAACACAAGUCCACAGUUCAUUGCUGAAAACAAUACACAACAGCUUCGAAAGUUAAUGCUUGAAAUCAUUCUUCGACUUUCGAACGUAGAAGCCAUGAAACAUCAUAGCAAAGAAAUUAUCAAGCAGAUGAUGAGGCUAAUCACCGUGGAAAAUGAGGAGAAUGCCAAUUUGGCUAUCAAAAUUGUCACCGAUCAAGGGAGAAGUACCGGCAAAAUGCAAUAUUGCGGAGAGGUUUCACAGAUAAUGGUCUCCUUCAAAACAAUGGUCAUUGAUCUGACGGCGAGUGGUCGAGCUGGUGAUAUGUUCAACAUAAAAGAGCAUAAAGCUCCACCGUCAACUAGCUCCGACGAGCAAGUCAUCACUGAAUAUUUGAAGACUUGCUACUAUCAACAAACGGUUCUUCUCAACGGAACGGAAGGAAAACCGCCAUUAAAAUACAAUAUGAUUCCAUCAGCUCAUCAGUCAACGAAGGUGCUCCUGGAGGUUCCGUAUCUCGUGAUUUUCUUCUAUCAACAUUUCAAAACAGCGAUCCAAACCGAAGCGCUUGAUUUCAUGAGGCUUGGUCUUGAUUUUCUAAAUGUCAGAGUUCCAGACGAGGAUAAACUCAAAACAAAUCAAAUAAUAACCGAUGAUUUUGUCAGUGCACAGUCCCGAUUCCUGUCAUUCGUCAACAUUAUGGCUAAGAUUCCAGCGUUUAUGGAUCUUAUCAUGCAAAAUGGACCGCUUCUAGUGUCGGGAACAAUGCAGAUGCUCGAGCGGUGCCCGGCUGAUCUGAUAAGUGUCCGACGAGAAGUUCUGAUGGCUUUGAAGUAUUUCACAUCUGGAGAAAUGAAGUCGAAAUUCUUUCCAAUGCUACCUCGACUCAUCGCUGAGGAGGUUGUUCUGGGAACAGGAUUCACUGCGAUUGAGCAUUUGCGAGUUUUCAUGUAUCAAAUGCUAGCAGAUCUGUUGCAUCACAUGCGAAAUUCUAUAGACUAUGAAAUGAUCACACACGUGAUUUUCGUAUUCUGUCGCACUCUUCACGAUCCUAACAACUCUUCUCAAGUCCAGAUUAUGUCUGCUCGGCUGCUCAACUCACUGGCCGAAUCUCUGUGCAAAAUGGAUUCACAUGAUACCUUUCAGACUCGUGAUCUGCUCAUUGAAAUCCUGGAGUCGCACGUGGCCAAGCUCAAAACUCUUGCAGUCUAUCACAUGCCUAUUCUCUUCCAACAAUACGGAACCGAAAUAGACUACGAAUACAAAAGUUAUGAGAGAGACGCCGAGAAACCUGGAAUGAAUAUCCCAAAGGACACUAUACGAGGAGUACCGAAACGAAGAAUCCGUCGGCUCUCCAUUGAUUCAGUUGAAGAGCUGGAAUUCCUGGCAUCAGAACCAUCCACGUCGGAAGAUGCAGAUGAGAGUGGUGGAGAUCCGAACAAGCUUCCUCCGCCAACAAAAGAGGGAAAGAAAACGUCUCCCGAAGCGAUUUUAACCGCCAUGUCAACGAUGACACCUCCUCCAUUGGCAAUUGUUGAAGCUCGAAAUCUUGUGAAGUAUAUAAUGCAUACGUGUAAAUUCGUGACAGGACAAUUGAGAAUCGCCCGGCCAUCACAGGAUAUGUAUCAUUGUUCGAAGGAGCGAGAUUUAUUCGAACGUCUUCUACGAUAUGGUGUAAUGUGUAUGGAUGUAUUCGUGCUUCCAACAACUCGAAAUCAACCACAAAUGCAUUCUUCAAUGCGGACAAAAGAUGAGAAAGAUGCUCUGGAGUCGUUGGCAAACGUUUUUACAACAAUCGACCAUGCGAUAUUCCGGGAAAUCUUCGAAAAGUAUAUGGAUUUCUUGAUUGAAAGAAUUUACAAUCGGAACUAUCCAUUGCAAUUGAUGGUGAACACCUUCUUGGUUCGAAAUGAAGUGCCAUUCUUCGCAUCUACGAUGCUUUCAUUCUUGAUGUCUCGAAUGAAAUUGCUGGAAGUUAGCAAUGACAAGACGAUGCUAUAUGUGAAGCUCUUCAAAAUUAUCUUCUCCGCCAUCGGAGCCAAUGGCUCUGGGCUUCAUGGAGAUAAAAUGCUCACUUCAUACCUCCCAGAGAUUCUCAAACAGUCAACUGUCUUGGCAUUAACAGCUCGUGAACCUCUCAACUAUUUCCUUUUGCUUCGUGCAUUGUUCCGCAGUAUUGGUGGUGGCGCUCAGGAUAUUUUGUAUGGAAAGUUCCUGCAGUUACUGCCAAAUCUUCUUCAAUUCUUGAAUAAAUUGACGAAUCUUCAGUCAUGUCAACAUCGGAUUCAAAUGCGUGAGCUCUUCGUCGAGUUGUGUUUGACUGUGCCAGUUCGACUCAGUUCCCUUCUGCCAUACCUACCGCUUCUGAUGGAUCCACUGGUGUGUGCGAUGAAUGGGAGUCCGAACAUAGUUACACAAGGAUUGAGAACAUUGGAAUUAUGUGUGGAUAACUUGCAACCUGAAUAUCUUCUCGAAAAUAUGCUUCCUGUCCGUGGAGCUUUGAUGCAAGGCCUCUGGCGUGUUGUAUCGAAAGCUCCAGAUACAUCAUCGAUGACAGCAGCGUUCAGGAUCCUCGGAAAGUUCGGAGGAGCCAAUCGAAAACUUCUGAAUCAACCGCAAAUUCUUCAAGUAGCCACUUUAGGCGACACUGUUCAGUCGUACAUCAAUAUGGAAUUCUCGCGGAUGGGACUCGAUGGCAAUCACAGCAUUCACCUGCCACUGUCCGAGUUGAUGAGAGUCGUUGCCGAUCAGAUGAGAUAUCCAGCUGAUAUGAUCCUUAAUCCAAGUCCUGCAAUGAUCCCGUCAACUCAUAUGAAGAAAUGGUGUAUGGAAUUGUCGAAAGCCGUCUUGUUAGCCGGACUUGGAUCUUCAGGAAGCCCAAUUACUCCAAGUGCAAAUCUUCCGAAGAUUAUCAAGAAACUUCUUGAAGAUUUUGAUCCAAACAAUCGUACCACUGAAGUAUACACAUGUCCGAGGGAAAGUGAUCGAGAGCUUUUUGUGAAUGCACUUCUCGCAAUGGCUUACGGAAUAUGGAAUAAAGACGGUUUCCGGCAUGUCUAUAGCAAAUUCUUUAUCAAAGUUCUCCGCCAGUUUGCGUUGAUUGGAGUACUCGAAUACAUUGGUGGAAAUGGAUGGAUGCGUCAUGCAGAAGAGGAAGGUGUUCUACCAUUGUGCCUUGACUCGUCUGUUAUGGUUGAUGCUCUGAUUAUUUGUCUCUCUGAAACAUCGUCAAGCUUCAUCAUUGCUGGUGUCAUGUCUCUUCGUCAUAUCAAUGAGACUCUCUCGCUUACACUUCCCGAUAUUGAUCAAAUGUCGAAAGUUCCAAUGUGCAAAUACUUGAUGGAGAAGGUGUUCAAAUUGUGUCACGGGCCUGCUUGGUAUGCAAGAUCUGGUGGAAUCAAUGCAAUUGGAUACAUGAUCGAAUCGUUUCCACGAAAAUUUGUUAUGGACUUUGUGAUAGAUGUUGUUGAUUCGAUCAUGGAAGUUAUUUUGGGAACUGUUGAAGAAAUAUCAAGUGGAUCUGCUGAUUCUGCAUACGAUUGUCUCAAGAAAAUGAUGCGAGUCUAUUUCAUCAAAGAAGAAGGCCAAGAAGAGGAGAAUCUGACACUCGCGACUAUUUUUGUGUCUGCAAUCUCUAAGCAUUACUUCCACAGUAAUGAAAGAGUCAGAGAAUUUGCGAUUGGUUUAAUGGAUCAUUGUAUGGUUCACUCAAGACUUGCACCAUCCCUUGAUAAGUUCUACUAUCGAUUCAAGGAGUUCUUUGAGCCAGAAUUAAUGCGGGUGCUCACAACAGUUCCAACAAUGUCAUUGGCAGACGCAGGAGGAAGUUUGGAUGGAGUUCAAAACUAUAUGUUCAACUGUCCGGAUGGUUUUGAUUUCGAAAAAGAUAUGGACAUGUACAAGCGAUAUUUGUCACAUCUGCUGGAUAUUGCACAAACCGAUACAUUUACCUUAAACCAAAGGAAUGCCUUCAAAAAAUGCGAGACAUGCCCAUCGCAUUUCCUUCCUCCAUUCCCAAUCACUACACAUAUUGAUUCAAUGCGAGCCAGUGCUCUACAGUGUCUUGUGAUCGCGUAUGAUCGAAUGAAGAAGCAAUACAUCGACAAGGGAAUAGAGCUGGGUGAUGAGCAUAAGAUGAUAGAGAUCCUCGCACUUCGCAGCUCCAAGAUCACAGUUGAUCAAGUCUACGAGAGCGAUGAAUCUUGGAGACGAUUGAUGACAGUUCUAUUGAGAGCAGUCACUGACAGAGAAACUCCUGAAAUUGCGGAGAAGCUUCAUCCUUCACUUUUGAAGGUCUCACCAAUAUCCACAAUCAUCAUCGCAACAUUUGGUGCUUCUUACAUAAGAAAUAUUAGUGGAGCAGGAGAUGACAGUGAUUCAGAUCGUCAUAUUUCGUACAACGAUAUAAUGAAGUUCAAGUGUCUCGUGGAGCUCAAUCCAAAGAUUCUGGUCACAAAAAUGGCAGUGAAUCUCGCAAAUCAAAUGGUUAAAUAUAAGAUGAGUGACAAGAUCUCUAGGAUUUUGUCAGUUCCCAGUAGCUUCACUGAAGAGGAGCUCGAUGAUUUCGAAGCGGAGAAGAUGAAAGGAAUUCGAGAGUUGGAUAUGAUUGGUCAUACGGUUAAAAUGCUUGCUGGAUGCCCAGUGACCACAUUCACGGAGCAAAUUAUUGUGGAUAUCAGUCGUUUUGCUGCUCAUUUUGAGUAUGCUUAUUCGCAAGAUGUACUUGUAAAUUGGAUUGAUGAUGUCACAGUAAUCCUCAACAAAAGUCCCAAAGAUGUAUGGAAGUUCUUCUUGUCUCGAGAAUCAAUUCUAGAUCCUGCACGCAGAUCCUUUAUUCGAAGAAUCAUAGUCUAUCAAUCAAGUGGUCCACUGCGACAGGAAUUCAUGGAUACUCCGGAAUAUUUUGAGAAACUCAUUGAUCUUGACGAUGAGGAGAAUAAGGAUGAAGAUGAGAGAAAAAUCUGGGAUCGUGAUAUGUUUGCAUUUUCGAUUGUCGAUCGUAUCUCGAAGAGCUGCCCUGAGUGGCUUAUUUCUCCGAAUUCCCCAAUUCCAAGAAUUAAGAAGUUGUUCUCCGAAACGGAAUUCAAUGAGCGAUAUGUGGUUCGAGCAUUGACUGAGGUGAAGAAAUUUCAAGAAGAGAUCAUAGUGAAACGGAUGACAGAGCACAAGUACAAGGUUCCGAAGCUGAUUCUGAAUACCUUCCUGAGAUAUUUGAGGCUCAACAUCUAUGACUACGAUCUAUUCAUCGUUAUCGCCUCGUGUUUCAAUGGCAAUUUCGUCACCGAUCUCUCUUUUCUUCGCGAAUAUCUUGAAACUGAAGUCAUCCCGAAAGUGCCGUUACAAUGGCGGAGAGAGCUGUUUCUUCGAAUUAUGCAGAAGUUUGAUACGGAUCCACAAACUGCUGGAACAAGUAUGCAGCAUGUGAAGGCCCUUCAAUAUUUGGUUAUUCCCACGUUGCAUUGGGCGUUCGAGCGAUAUGAUACGGAUGAAAUUGUUGGCACCGCACCAAUAGAUGAUUCGGAUUCUUCGAUGGAUGUAGAUCCGGCAGGCAGCUCGGAUAACCUUGUGGCUCGUUUAACAUCAGUCAUUGAUUCUCAUCGUAAUUAUCUGAGCGAUGGAAUGGUCAUUGUUUUCUAUCAACUUUGCACAUUGUUCGUACAAAACGCCUCCGAACAUAUUCACAAUAAUAACUGCAAGAAACAAGGUGGACGCCUACGGAUCCUGAUGCUCUUCGCCUGGCCGUGCCUGACCAUGUACAAUCAUCAAGAUCCAACAAUGCGGUACACUGGAUUCUUCUUCUUGGCCAAUAUUAUAGAGCGUUUCACAAUUAAUCGGAAAAUCGUGCUUCAAGUGUUCCAUCAACUUAUGACUACUUAUCAGCAGGACACUAGAGAUCAAAUCCGGAAAGCCAUUGAUAUAUUAACUCCAGCUUUGAGGACACGAAUGGAAGAUGGACACUUGCAAAUAUUGAGUCAUGUGAAGAAAAUUCUUAUCGAAGAAUGCCAUAAUUUGCAACAUGUUCAGCAUGUUUUCCAAAUGGUGGUUCGCAAUUAUCGUGUCUACUAUCAUGUUCGAUUGGAGCUUCUCACGCCUCUUCUGAACGGAGUUCAACGAGCACUUGUGAUGCCAAAUAGUGUUCUGGAAAACUGGCAAACUCGACGUCAUGCGGUGGAGAUCUGCGAGAUGGUCAUCAAGUGGGAAUUGUUCAGAACGCUGAAAACAGAUCAUAUUAUCAGUGACGAAGAAGCUCUCGAAGUUGACAAGCAAUUGGAUAAGCUGCGAACAGCUUCAUCCACAGAUCGUUUCGAUUUCGAGGAGGCUCAUAACAAGAGAGACAUGCCUGAUGCUCAACGCACGAUUAUCAAAGAGCACGCCGAUGUGAUUGUCAAUAUGCUUGUCCGAUUCUGUAUGACGUUCCAUCAGAAUUCGGGUUCUUCGUCCACUUCUCAAAGUGGGAACCAUGGUGUCGAGUUGACCAAAAAAUGUCAGCUGCUUCUACGUGCAGCCCUACGACCAAGCAUGUGGGGAGAAUUUGUCAGCUUCCGAUUAACAAUGAUCGAAAAGUUUUUGUCAAUUCCGAAUGAUAAUGCUCUACGCAAUGAUAUAAGUUCUACGGCCUACGCUAAUACUAUCCAAAAUGCACAACACACUCUGGAUAUGCUGUGUAAUAUUAUUCCUGUUAUGCCAAAAACUAGCUUGAUGACUAUGAUGAGACAACUCCAACGGCCACUCAUACAAUGUCUCAAUAACGGAGCUCAGAACUUUAAGAUGACUCGUCUUGUCACUCAAAUUGUCAGUCGGUUACUCGAAAAGACAAAUGUUUCGGUUAACGGGCUUGAUGAGCUGGAGCAAUUGAAUCAAUACAUUUCCCGAUUCCUACAUGAACAUUUUGGAUCUCUUUUGAAUUGCAGAAACUUGAGUGGACCAGUGUUGGGAGUUCUCGGAGCAUUUUCUCUUUUGCGAACAAUUUGUGGACACGAGCCAGCAUACUUGGAUCAUUUGAUGCCUUCAUUUGUAAAAGUGAUGGAGAGAGCUGCAAAAGAGCACUUGGCGUAUGUUGCGAACUCGCAAGAUGGAAAUAUGGUGAAGAAUUUCUUUCCAGAUGUUGCUGAAUUGUUGUGUGCAUGCAUGGAGCUGGUACGUCCCAGAGUCGAUCAUAUCAGUAUGGAGAUUAAGAGAUCAAUUGUUGGUGGUAUUAUCGCGGAGCUGAUUAUCAAAUCGAAUCACGAUAAGAUCAUCCAGACGUCAGUGAAGCUUCUCGGAGCAAUGAUUAGCACGCAGGAUAUGGAAUUUACAAUUCUCACUGUUCUUCCGCUACUUGUUCGUAUCCAAUCAAUUAUUGUGACCAAGUUCAAGAAUUGCAAGGAUCUGAUAGCAGACUAUCUUGUUGUGGUUAUUACCGUUUUUGAGAACAGCGAAUAUCGGAACUCGGAAGCUGGAUCUCGUCUCUGGGAAGGAUUCUUCUGGGGACUCAAGAGUAGCGAUCCUCAAACCCGGGAGAAAUUCUCGAUAGUUUGGGAGAAGACUUGGCCACACAUGGCAACAGUAGAUAUUGCUCAUCGAAUGAAAUAUAUCAUGCAAAAUCAAGAUUGGUCCAAGUUCAAACACGCGUUUUGGUUGAAAUUCGCACUUUGGGGAAUGCUACGAACGAUUGCCAAACGGCCAACUGAUCCGAAUAAUAAGAGAAAGAAAGUGAUACUGUUGAACUGUGCAACUCCAUGGAGAACAAUUGAAUAUGCAGCGAAAUUGAAGGAUCAGCCAAUGGAAGUGGAAACUGAAAUGAAACGAGAAGAGCCAGAACCGAUGGAAGUUGACGAAAAAGACUCGCAAGAUGAUUCUAAGGAUGCCGGAGAGCCCAAGGAGAAGGAAAAGCUCACAUUGGAAUUAUUGCUUGCUGGACAACAAGAACUUUUGGAUGAAGCUUCCAAUUAUGAUUUUGCGGAUGCUCUAGAUACAGUAUCCCAGAUUACAUUUGCACUUAAUGAGAAUCAAGUGACAAGCAAGAUGUGGGUAGUGUUGUUCAAAUCAUUCUGGAGUUCCUUAUCACAAUCCGAAAUCGAAGAUUUCACGGCGCUAGUCGUUCCGUUUAUGAGCAGUGGAGUGCAUAAUAAUUAUCAGACGGGUGUACAGGAUAGUGUGCUUGCUGUUUGGCUUGAAGCUGUUGGUGACGCUGUUCAUUUGCCGUCCAGAUUGAUUGAGUUUAUCUCAUCAAAACACGAAUGCUGGCAUACCGGAAUCAGGCUUCUCGAGAAUCAUAUAUGGACAAUUCCAAAGCAACUCAACAACACGUUACUCCGAGAAAUGAAAGUGGCACCAGGUCUCGCUGGAGAUAUUGAGACACUCGAAUCUCUUGGAACACUCUACAAUGAGAUAUCAGAGUUUGAUCAGUUCGCUGCAAUCUGGGAACGCCGUGCUGUAUUUCCUGAUACGAUGAGAGCAAUGUCAGCUAUGCAAUUGGGAGAUAUGGAAUUAGCUCAAUCUUAUCUGGAAAAAUCAAUGAGCAGUACGUAUGAAACUCUUGCUCCGACAAUCAAUCCAAACAACACUUCAAAUUCGGAGAAGCAUGUUUCUCCGAUUAUUGACAAAGAAUACGAUCAUUGGAUGGAGAUGUACAUCACAAAUUGCUCGGAGCUUCUUCAGUGGCAAAAUGUGGCCGACGUAUGCAAUGGCAAAGACAUGCAACAUGUUCGUGGCCUGAUCAACGCAGCAUCUCACAUUCCGGACUGGAAUGUGGUCGAGGAGUGUAAAAGUCAGAUAGCUGGAUGUAUUCCACCAAGUUUCCAUUUAGAUUACACUCUUUUCAAUUUGAUGAGUACUGUUAUGCGAAUGAAUGAAAACUCAAGCCCGACACAUAUGAAGGAACGAUGCAAAAUUGCAAUUCAAGAGUGCACAGAAGCUCAUAUUAGUCGUUGGAGAGCACUUCCGUCAGUUGUUUCAUAUGGUCAUGUCAAGAUUCUUCAGGCAAUGAACUUGGUUCGAGAAAUUGAAGAGUCUACAGAUAUUCGCAUUGCUCUGCUCGAGGCCCCAUCAAACAAAGUGGAUCAGGCGUUGAUGGGCGAUAUGAAGUCGUUGAUGAAAGUAUUCCGAAAUAGAACACCAACCACUUCGGAUGAUAUGGGAUUCGUUUCGACUUGGUAUGAUUGGAGGAAUCAGAUUCAUGGAAUGAUGCUUCAAAGAUUCGAAUAUUGGGAUAAAGUAGGACUCAACGUCGCUGCAACUGGAAACCAGUCAAUUGUUCCGAUUCAUUCAAUGGCUCAAGCACAGUUGGCCGUAGCCAAACAUGCCAAGAAUCUUGGAUUCCAUAAUUUAACGAAAGAUCUACUCAACAAAUUAGCUGGAUUGACAGCCAUACCGAUGAUGGAUGCUCAAGAUAAAGUUUGCACUUACGGCAAGACACUUCGCGAUAUGGCAAACAGUGCGGCUGACGAAAGAGUGAAAAAUGAGCUAUUGUGUGAAGCGCUUGAAGUUUUGGAAGAUGUGCGAAUUGAUGAUCUACAGAAGGAUCAGGUUGCUGCAUUGCUUUAUCAUCGUGCUAAUAUUCAUUCAGUUCUUGAUCAAGCUGAAAAUGCUGACUACACCUUCUCCGCAGCCUCUCAACUUGUCGACUUGCAAAAUAGUGUGACAACCACUGGAAUCAAGCUCAUGAAAAAUUGGGGCCACCAUCUUUACAAGAGAUUCUUCUCUACGACAGUUUGCAAGGAAACCGGAAACAACUUCGGACGGCAGGCUCUCGCUUGUUACUUCAUUGCGGCUCGUGUGGAUAACGAUAUCAAGGCGAGAAAACCGAUUGCCAAGAUUUUGUGGCUCUCGAAGCACUUGAAUGCGUGUGGAUCACAUGAAGUGAUGAAUCGGGUUAUUAAGAAGCAACUUCAUUCACUUAAUCUCUUCAAUUGGCUUUACUGGCUUCCACAAUUGGUUACUGAUGUUCGAUAUAAACCAAAUUCGAACUUUGUUCUGAUUCUCUGCAAGAUGGCUGCUGCUCAUCCACUUCAAGUAUUUUACCACAUUCGGGAGGCAGUUAGCGUUGACGAUAUUGACUCGGUUCUCGAAGAAGAUUACACUGAUGAGCAAAUGUCGAUGGAUGUUUCGGAUGAGGAUUGUUUUGCAGACGAUCCACCAUUUGAUAGAAUUCUGAAAAUAUGUCUGAAAUAUCGUCCAACUGAUAUUCGAGUCUUCCAUCGUGUCCUCAAAGAACUUGACGAGAUGAAUGAGACAUGGGUUGAACGUCACUUGCGUCAUGCGAUCUGCCUCAAGGAUCAGAUGUUCAAAGAUUUCUCGGAACAAAUGGACGCGACGUUCAAUGAGAUGCAAUAUUCGGAGGAUGUGACUAUGAUGACGUUGAGAUGGAGGAAACAGCUGGAAGAAGACUUGGUGUAUUUCCAACAGAAUUAUAAUCUUGAUUUCCUGGAGAUUCGUAACAAGCGAAAGAUGAUCGUGACGAAGGGAUGUAUGGGAGUCGAGAAAAGUCAGAUAAUGUUCGAAAAAGAGCUGAGUCAAGUGUUCACAGAGCCGGCCGGCAUGCAAGAUGAAUUUGAUUUUGUCACAAAUAUGACUAAUAUGAUGGUCUCACAGUUGGAUAUUCAUGCAGUCGAUGCUCCACGCCCUCAGGGAUAUAUUCGUAUUGUUCUCGACUGGAUUCGAGCGAUUCGUCGUCGUUUCGAUCGACUUCCACGAAGAAUCCCUCUGGAAUCGUCAAGCCCAUAUCUCGCCAGAUUCAGCCAUCGUACAGGAUGCAUCGAAAUGCCAUACGAUUUGCUCAACGUUUUGCGCGCCAAGAAUCAUACUCUGAUGGCUUCCAAUCAAACGGGGCAAUACAUAUCCAUGCUCUCUCGAUUUGAGCCAAACUUUGAGAUUGUGAUCAAAGGUGGUCAAGUGAUAAGAAAGAUCUAUAUUCGAGGACAAACCGGAAAGAGUGCGGCGUUUUAUCUGAAGAAAUCUGUGCAGGAUGAGCCAACUAACCGAGUUCCACAAAUGUUCAAACAUCUUGAUCACGUUCUACAAACCGAUAGAGAGUCGGCGAGAAGACAUCUUCAUGCUCCAACAGUGCUGCAGAUGAGAGUCGGACAGAAGACGACACUCUACGAAGUUGCAUCCGUUCAACCAUAUGCAAUGCCACCGGAUUGUACCAGAAACUAUCCAGCAUCACAAAUCGACAUUGUUCAUCCAUAUGAUGUGCUGACUGCCACUUUCAAUGGAAGUUAUUAUCCGGAUGAUAUGGUAUUGCACUUCUUUGAGAGAUUCGCCCAAAGUUCUUCAUCCAUCGGACAACCUCUUCCAACUCCGACGAACCAAGAUGGAACAGUUGCUCCGCCACGACUAACGGAAGCUCACCACAUCAAGAAUAUUAUUUAUGAAGACUUUGCCCGAGAUAUGAUCCCAUUCCGACUUCUCUACGACUACCUCACUGCACGAUAUCCUGAUCCGGUUAUGUACUAUGCAAUGAAGAAGCAAUUGCUGCACAGUCUCGCCGUCCUAUCCACAAUCGAAUAUCAUUGCAAUCUGACACCAAUGGGACCUGAUCAAAUGAUGAUGACAAUGAAUACUGGAGUCCUUAGCAAUCCUUCAUAUAGAUUCGAAAUCCGAGGAGGACGAUCACUUCAUGAUAUUCAACACUUUGGACAUGAAGUUCCAUUCCGAUUGACUCCAAAUCUAUCGAUUUUGGUUGGUGUUGCACAGGAUGGUGACUUGUUAUGGAGUAUGGCUGCUGCGUCAAAAUGUUUGAUGAAGAAGGAACCUGAAGUUAUCAUGAGACCGUUAGUAUGGGAUGAAUUCGCCAACAAUACAGAUUGCGACAAAUCGCGUUUGCAGGUAUUCGCGUGUCAUGCAUCGAAUUCUUACAUCAAUGGUGUCGCGAGCAAGCUUCGAAACACGAAUAGCGCCGACGCCAAACUCAGAAAGGACGAUUGUGUGUCGCUGAUCAGUCGAGCCAAGGAUUCGGAUAAUCUGGCCCGAAUGCCACCCACCUACCACGCGUGGUUCUAGAUCUCAUAAUUACCGUUCUCUAUUUUGAUCCCGCCUCCCACUCUCACAGAUCUCUAUACAUUUGUCAAAUGUUUCCAAAUCUUUUAUCUGCCCAUACAUUCGUUUUUAUUGUUUUGUUUCUUUUCUUUCUUUAUUUCUUUUCUAAACUUUAAGAUUUAUGUAAAUAUUUAACUGCGCUGGUAUUUAUGAAAAAUUCAGAUAAAGUUUUCAAGUUUAAA
Caenorhabditis elegans is the source of this 12478-nucleotide messenger RNA. It is a transcript of the gene trr-1, whose product is annotated as Transcription-associated protein 1. The record is from RefSeq and is marked reviewed. The transcript has 22 exons. Bases 72 to 12260 code for a protein of 4062 amino acids. NCBI's taxonomy places the organism in Eukaryota, Metazoa, Nematoda, Chromadorea, Rhabditida, Rhabditidae. Gene Ontology annotation, cellular component: chromosome; nucleus.